This is a messenger RNA of Arabis nemorensis, 357 nucleotides long. NCBI's taxonomy places the organism in Eukaryota, Viridiplantae, Streptophyta, Magnoliopsida, Brassicales, Brassicaceae. The record is from the annotation of a GenBank genome assembly.
AUGGCGCCGCACCAUGUAUUCGGGCAAGUUCAAAAUCCAUUUCAGGACAUUUUUCUCAAUGCGACGCUUCAGCAGAUAAGUAAACGACUUCCCAGAACCAAAGAGGAACUCCUCGAUAUCAAUGGUCUUGGAAAAGCCAAGGUGAUCAAGCACGGGGAUCGUAUAUUGGAAACUAUAGAAUCGACCACCAACAGCCACUACGGAAUCGAUAAGAAUGAGGGUCCCGGUUCAGGGAAAAGGAGAAGAGACGAGAACAUUAAUCCGAAUGUAGUAGACGAUGAUGAUCCCGACUGGACUCCAAGUCAGUCCCACAAAAAGGCAGUGAAGAACAAAUUAGUAACCAUAACAAAAUGGUAA